Messenger RNA from Leucoraja erinaceus (little skate), 2726 nucleotides. RefSeq names its product E3 ubiquitin-protein ligase RMND5A. The record is from RefSeq and is a predicted model, not a curated record. The transcript is spliced from 10 exons. The coding region runs from base 693 to 1964 and encodes 423 amino acids. Gene Ontology annotation, biological process: proteasome-mediated ubiquitin-dependent protein catabolic process. Gene Ontology annotation, cellular component: GID complex; cytoplasm; nucleus. NCBI's taxonomy places the organism in Eukaryota, Metazoa, Chordata, Chondrichthyes, Rajiformes, Rajidae. Gene Ontology annotation, molecular function: ubiquitin protein ligase activity; protein binding.
CAGCGGCGGGCGGGCGGGCGCGCGCGCGCGCGGCGACUCUCACCUCACCUCAGCUUAGUUAAAUAAACCAGUUCAGAUCAGACCGGACAGGAGCGCGCGCGCGCGUGACUGGGCUCGGACAGCGGGGGCGCGCUCGGCGAGGCUCAGUACAGCUCAGCUCGGCUCAGCUCGGCUCGGACAAGGCAAGGGCGCUCGGCUCCGUUCAGACCGGACAGGACAAGACAGGAGCGGAACGCUCGGUGCGGCGCACUUUCAGCUCAGGCCGGACAGGAACGCACUCGCCGCGGCUUAAAUCAGGGCGCGCACGGCAAGACUCACCUCAGCUGAGACCGGAGCGCUCGGCUCGGCCCAGCUCGGCCCCGACCCCAGGGCGCUCGGCUCGGCCCCGACCCCAGGGCGCUCGGCUCGGCCCCGGCCCGGCCCGGCCCAGACCCCAGGGCGCUCGGCCCAGCUCGGCCCCGACCCCAGGGCGCUCGGCUCGGCUCAGCUUAAACAGGAGCGCUCGGCUCGGCGCAGACCGGAUUCGACCGGAGUGCGGCAGCGGCGCAGGCAGCCAGGCCGGGGGAGGAGGCUAAGCGAGGGCCGAGGCCGAGCCGGAGCCGGCUCGCCGGUCACUUCAGUCAGUCAACAGGCCAACGUCGUUCGCCUCUCGAUACUACCUCCCUCCCCUCUCCCCCCCCCCUUGCCUUAUAAUGGAGCAAUGCCUGAAUGUGGAGAGGGAGCUCGAUAAAGUUCUGCAGAAAUUCACCUCGUACGGACAGCACUGCGACCGGACUUUGGAGGAGCUGAUCGAGUACACGAGCGGUCUGAGGCAAGAGUUGAGCCAGACCGGUGGUCAAGAUGUUGAGUUGUCAGGGACCUUGUCGCUUGUUUUGUCUCAGUGUUGCAAAAGAAUAAAAGACACAGUUCAAAAACUGGCCUCGGACCACAAGGACAUUCAUUGCAGUGUUUCACGAGUAGGGAAAGCCAUUGACCGGGUCUUUCGGCAUGUUUCUCCAUUCUUUAUACUUACAGUAGAUGCCAAAUACUGCUCCUUUUAUCCACGAAUGGGACAGAAUUUUCCUCAUAAUCAGACGUUUGAUGCUGAUAUCAGUGGAGUGGCAUUAGAUGGAUGCUGGCAAACUGAUAGCCAACGUCUUCUCAGUGAGGUGAUGGUGGAACACUUCUUCAGGCAAGGAAUGCUUGAUGUGGCUGAGGAACUCUGUCAGGAAGCAGGCUUGUGCAUAGAAGGAAACCAGAAGGAGCCUUUUGUAGAAUUAAAUCGAAUCCUGGAAGCCCUCAGAGUGAGGGAUCUAAGGCCUGCACUAGAAUGGGCAGUUUCAAACCGUGAGAUGUUAAUGGCACAGAACAGUUCUCUCGAGUUCAAGCUGCACAGAUUAUUUUUUAUAAGCCUGUUAAUGGGAGGUACAGAAAAUCAGAGGGAAGCACUUCAAUAUGCUAAGAAUUUCCAACCAUUUGCUUUAAAUCAUCAGAAAGAUAUUCAGGUGCUAAUGGGAAGUCUCGUGUACUUGAGACAGGGAAUAGCAAACUCGCCCUAUGUUCACCUCUUGGAUUCUAACCAGUGGGCUGACAUUUGUGACAUCUUCACCAGAGAUGCCUGUUCUCUCCUUGGUCUCUCAGUAGAAUCACCACUGAGUGUCAGUUUUUCAGCAGGGUGCAUUGCAUUACCAGCCCUCAUAAACAUCAAGGCAGUCAUUGAGCAGAGACAGUGCACUGGAGUAUGGAACCAGAAAGAUGAAUUGCCAAUUGAAGUAGACCUUGGUAAAAAAUGUUGGUAUCACUCAAUAUUUGCCUGCCCAAUCCUUCGACAACAGACUACGGAAUCCAAUCCACCAAUGAAACUUGUCUGUGGCCACAUAAUCUCCCGAGAUGCGCUAAACAAAAUGAUCAACGGAAGCAAGUUAAAAUGCCCAUAUUGUCCGAUGGAACAAGCACCAGCAGAUGCAAAACAAAUUUUCUUUUGAAGAUAUUGUGACUUGAGAGGUGGUUUGGUAAUUUCGGACAGUGCAAACUGCGACAGUUCAUUGUUCUUUUGGACUAAUGCUUACUAAAUUGUAGAACGGUGUUUACAUGCCGGUGUGUAUUUGGGAUAGAGAAAAGAGGAAAACUACUGGAUAUAAAUUAGUUGCAAUAGGGCUUUUGAACUUGGUCUUGGUAUUCGAUCAAGUGGAUACACCAGCACUCACCAUUUCAUGCAGUUAUUUUAUAUUGGGACAAUACUAGCAGUACAUUUUUUAACUUAAGAAAUAAGUAAUCACCAAUGAGCAAUGCAUUUGAUAUGAAUCUUCAUAAUAUCAUCGUCAUUACAUGGGUUAAAAUUAUUUUUUUUUUUAAGUUAUCAAUGUGAUCUUUUAUUCUUUAAAAAUAUAGAAAAAUUGAAUGUACGAGUAGACAAUAACUACUGGCAAUGUUUGCAUACCUUUCUAUGUUGGUUUGACUAGGUAGCUUUGAUAUAUUUUCACACUUUUGUCAAUUUGGCACAAAGUCAAGCGUUGACUGAGCAUAUAUGAAGCUCCCAGGGUUUAUUUAAUUUUUUUGUAAAUUUAAACAGCAUUUGCAUAGAAUGUGGACUAGCAAAGUAUUGGCAUGGAAGAGGAAAUGAUGCAUGAAGGAUAGGCGUGUAUGAUUUUUGCUUCAUGUAGAUAAUUUAGAUACGUGUAUGGUACCAUGUCCAAUACAUAAUUAUAAAACUGAAAAAUCUUAUUAAAGGCAAAUUGUAUACCAAA